Molecule: messenger RNA, 321 nt
Organism: Racocetra persica
Lineage: Eukaryota; Fungi; Glomeromycota; Glomeromycetes; Diversisporales; Gigasporaceae
Source: the annotation of a GenBank genome assembly
AUGAUUGAUUGUAGUCAUGGAAAUAGCCAAAAAGUUUUUAGUCGGCAAAUUGAUGUUAUCAAUGAUAUUGCGGAGCAACUUAAGUCGCAAUCUGGCAAUUACAUCACGGGUAUUAUGCUAGAAAGUCAUUUAAAAGAAGGUCGUCAAGAUCUUCCGAUGGAAGGUCCAUCGGGACUUGUUUAUGGUCAAUCAAUUACGGACGCGUGUAUUAGUUGGGAAGCUACAGUCAAAGCAUUGGACGUUUUACGAGAAGGUGUUAGAGCUCGACGUGAUAUUUCUUUGCAAAAUGGCAAAAGGUCCCCUACAUCUUUCAAUGAAUAA